AUGGCUCGACUAAUCCACGGCGUCACCGCAACGCCAGUCCCCCGCCGCGGCGCCGACCCCCAGACCGACCUCACCCUGCUGCUCACUCGCCUACAACGCACCAUCCUCCACGCCGACGCCGAGCGCGAGGCGCGCUUGCGGGACAGCGAGUUUGAGAGGGACAAGGCGCGAGCGAACGUCCAAUAUGCGCGGUCGCUCCUCACGAAGCUCGAGCAGGAAGCUCUCACCGUCAAGAUCCACGCCCGUCGCCAGGACAUUCAGACCGACUUGGUGCAGAAGCAGGAGAUUCUUGACCAAUUGUCUGAGCGGCUGAGCGAUCUGGCUGAGUUUGCUGCGGCUGGGAGGAGCAGAAGCGGGCGGAGUUUUGAGGAGGGGAAUAAGGACGGCCGUGACGACGACGACGAUACGUCUGAUGGGGAGGAUAUUUUGGCUGAUAUUAUCGCUACUCCUAGCGAGAGCUUGGAGUCGACUCAGUCUGCCGAUGCACCACAGGAGUCGAGGGGCGAGCCUCAAACAUCGCACCCACCACCACAACCACAACCGCAGCUCGAUGAUAAGACAGACGAUCCUCCGAAUAGAGAACCACAACAAGAACAAACCACGGUAACCUCCCAAACUCUCCGGCCUCGCCACACCCCUCACGCCCAGUCACAAUCCCAAAACCCUCCAGAAUCCCAAUCCCACUCACCAUCACAAUCUCAUCCACACCCACCACCAACCCGCGCAUCCACCACCUCCUCCCUCCUCAACACCACCCAACCAACCCCCCCAACAACCUCCCCAACCUCACCCCCAACAACAACAACUCGAUCCCCCACAACAGCCAUCUCCACAACCGAAGCCAUCCUCGACCACCAACGCGCCGAACAAGACGCCCUCUCCUCCUCCAUCCUCCGCCUGGCCUCCGAACUCAAACAGUCCUCCCACGCCUUCAGCGCCUCGCUCGAAGAGGACCGCGAAUUAGUCGACCGUGCGGGACGCGGGCUGAGUAAAACCGGCCAGGAUAUGGAAGGGGUUACGCGCAAAAUGGGGAUGUUGACAAGGAUGACGGAGGGGGAGGGGUGGUGGGGACGAUUGAGGCUGUAUGGCUUUAUUUAUGGGUUGAUGGUUGUGUUGGUUUUGGUGGUUUUUGUUUUGCCGAAGUUGAGGUUUUGA
Molecule: messenger RNA, 1155 nt
Organism: Dichotomopilus funicola
Lineage: Eukaryota; Fungi; Ascomycota; Sordariomycetes; Sordariales; Chaetomiaceae
Exons: 2
Coding region: 1-1155 (384 amino acids)
Biological process (GO): retrograde vesicle-mediated transport, Golgi to endoplasmic reticulum
Cellular component (GO): SNARE complex; endoplasmic reticulum
Molecular function (GO): SNAP receptor activity
Source: RefSeq, a predicted model, not a curated record